Lymnaea stagnalis (great pond snail) is the source of this 8851-nucleotide messenger RNA. NCBI's taxonomy places the organism in Eukaryota, Metazoa, Mollusca, Gastropoda, Lymnaeidae. The record is from the annotation of a GenBank genome assembly.
GGAGAAGUUCCGGUAACACAUGACAUGACCGGUCACCCAUCUGAUACAAGAACAUCGACGAAUACUAGUAAUUUGUUUUUCUUUGUUUUUUUUUUUUUAAUUAUUACAUGGGACAAAAUAAGAUCAUAUAUCCUUUCUAAAAAUUCAUUAGUUCAUACUGUACGCGCCAUUGACUGAUAAGUGUAGGGACCAGCUAAUAGGCUGAGGGUUAAAUUAUUAUUAUUUUUAUAUCAGCACUGACACUCGGUGACACUGAGUGACUGUGUGUAAUAACUGUAACUGUGUAAUGUGACCGACUGCCUCUGUUCAAAUCAGUGUUGACAGUUAAUUUAAUUUAAUGAUAAUCAUAAUGAAUGAUAGCUGAUCAGAUCAGGUCUAAAUAUAGGUAUACCCUAAAUUUAUUAUCAAUAAAUGCCUACAAUUACAAUGCUUGAUUAAAGUUACAACCUCGCCUCAUACAUAGGCAAACUAAUAGUAAUAACUAGGACUAAACAAAAGUUAUUUUUUAUCAUUUCAUUCAUUAUGCCUCCUAAAUGGCAAUGGGCAUCUAUACAGCUGUAGUAUUUUUAUAUUUUUAAAAAUGUUUUGACACUUUCAUCAAAGUGCCUACAAAGGCCAAAAUGGGGUAAAAUAAACAAAAUAAAAGCGAAAUACUAAAUAAAUUUGAGUAAACUUAAAAAAAAUUGACUCAACAUUUGGGUUAUAAUGGCAAAGAAAAAACUUGCAACUUGGAUUGAUAUCCAUGAAUGAUGAGUAUAAAAUAAGUAUAAGCCAUUUAAGGUCCGUAAAAAAAAAUGAUUUACUAGUUAUUAAAUGUAAUUAAUCAUGCCAUAUCUCGGGAGGUAGGGAAAAUCAUUAGGCCAGCCAAUGGCAGUAUUGGCAUUAUGUAAUUUAUGGCAUUAUCUUACCAGUCAGUGCCAGUAACACUGAAAACUACAAUAUGAUAAUGUAGUCAUAGUCGUACAGUAAAUUGGUAAAGGUAGGACUGGACUCAAAAUUUUCAUAACUUUAAGAGCUAGCUAGUUCGAUAGAUCCUCAAAAAAGCAAUUCAUUGAUUCCAAUCUUAUGUUUGCACAUUGUAGGUCAAUUCACUGAAGAAAGUUAAAGUUUUUUUUUUUUUUGCGCAGUAUUUUGGGAUAAAUCAGUUAAAUAUAGUAUAAAACAAUUUUAAAGUUACUAAAAUAAGGACAAGGCAGCAUGGGCGCCCGCAGAAAAUGGGCAAAAAUUUUUUAGUAAUGUUUUAAUGUAGUUUUAAUUUACUGUAGCGUAUUUGUAUGGUGAACGAACAGACAAGACAUCAGCUUAGUUACUUUCUCUUUAUUUUCUCUUUACUUUAAUAAAUUUUUUGUCUAAAAUUUUUUAAUCCAAUCAAUCCAGGGGGGGCAAGUGCCCCCCCCCCUUGCCCUCCCCUGCGGGCACCCAUGCUAGGCAGAGAGUUGAAAUAGCUGAUAAAAAGAGCAGUAGUAAAUUAAAGUUAUGUAAGUAAUUAAUGAAGAUAACCAUAAGUCUCCAUAUAGUUCCACGAUUGUCAUAAUAACUUUAUCCAAACAAGAUAUGCUGUAAAUUCUCCUUUACUCAAAAUGAGCUCAUUAACGCUGGUUUUUGGGCAUCGAUUUUUGCUCAUUCGGCAAUAAAAAACUUGAAAAGAAGAAAUUUUCUGUAUAUUUCAUUCUCUUUCCGAUUCGCUUUUGAACUUCUCUAUAGAUUAACGAAUAAAGAAAUAUAUAGCAUUGAAAUAUGACGUCGACAUGACGUCCUUGGUAUUACAGAAAAUUUGUUUCCUUUUUGUUAUGACAACAAUGUGACAUCCUUGGUAAUUGAAAGUGGGUAAUGUUGACGUCAUCGGUAGCGAAGUGGUUAAUAUUAAAAAUAGUCAUCAAAUUUAUUUACUGUUUCUACUUUAAUUUAGCAUCAAUAUUUCAUAGAAAUGUAAAUUCGUUGCAUUCAGUCUGUAGCCUUUUAGGCAACAGCGAUUUAUAAGCAUCUGUUAAAGAUGUUGCCUGCUAUAUUUGUCAUUUCCUCCAGUAUUUUAUCAAGGUCUUUACUUUUUUACAUUUGUUUAUCCAAAAAGCCACAUGUCCUUUUUUAAAAUAAAUGUGUAGUGUUGGUUGCUACUGAAAAAGUUUCUAUGUGAAAAAGAAAUCACUGAAAAAUAAAAUGAAAAUUUUAAUUUUGAGCCUGUUUAAACAUUAAGCAAACAUCAUUAUGGCAUAGGCCUACAUUUAAGUAAUUCACAUUUUACAAGCUAAAUAAAACAAUUAUAAAUAAGCCCUACUCAUAAAAAUAUUGAGACUUGUGCUGCUUCGACAACUAUUGCCUAUAAAGUGCAAAUAGGAUUAUCAUUAUGAAGUCAUAUGAGAGGUCUGUAUUUAAACAAGUAAUAAAGCAAUGCUUUUAUUAUGAAGUAUUUCAAAAUACCAAUUCAUCUAAAGAUUAAGCAAAUCUCAAUUUUUAAAGUUUAUUUACUAUUUCCAUACUACACAUGAGUCAGGUAUCCCAGACCAAACUCCUAAAUAAGCCUAUUUAAAUGAAGAAAAGCAACAAAAUAUUUAUUUAAAUCAAAUUUUAAAUAUUAAUAUUAAUUUAUUUAGUAAUCAGAUUACUUAAGAUUUAAACAUGACUUGCUUAGGUUGAUAGGAUCAAAUGUCUGCUAUCUUAAAAAUGGCACCCAGGGCAGAAACACCCAUGUGGUGACUGUUUUGAAACUUUAAUAAAUUUGUUGGGGUAGGGUGGGGGGAAGUUUUAUUUGCCGAAUCUUGUAAAUAGUUGGAUGCUUUAAACCAGGCCUGUACAACAUACGGUCUGAGGGUUAGCAGCCUGCAAAGAAACAAAAUAUUCUUUUUUAUUAUUACUUUCUUAAUAGCUUAUUUGCUCACAUUAUGAGUUGUGCAGGCCUGCUUUAAACAGUUGUAAUCAUAAAAAUUGUGUAUAUUUGAGAAAUGAAACAGUAAACUUACCUUACUUCAAAAAAUUCUUGAUAAAAAUCGGGGAAAAAUGGUAUUGUUCAGCAUCGGAUUCUCUUUUAUAUGACAUAUCAUACAAACUAUGUAACUGAGAAAUGACAAAGAAACACAUAUUUUCCCAAAGCAUAAACAAUGUUAACAUUCAAGAUAAAAAGUUAGGUAAAAUUAAAUUAAAUUGAAAUUUUUUUUAAAUGCAUAAAUCAAUUAAUUAAAUUUAAAGAAAUAACAGGAAUAAAAAAUUACUAGUGAAAUUGAUUGGAUAAGUAAGUCCAGCAUUAAACAGAAACUCGUCCCUCUCCCAUAGACAGCGACAAGGCCAUGACAUGCAAUUCCGGCUCAAACCAGCAAGAAGGCAGAAUAGGAACUGCUCAUUCCUGCCAAAGACAAUCAGGAACUGGAACAAGCUUUCAAAAGGAACAUUUGAGGCGACAACAUUUGACAUAUUUGCAUCUAUUGCCUCAGGCCUUCCAACCCAAAGUGCAUGCUACCCUCACAAAGUAGCCCUUGCAACCAGGAAAAUAUCCUCAUCAACACCAGGCACAGAAACAUUGCAAAUCCCCUCUACAUGCAUAGGAGCCAAAAUGAUCAAUAAAUUGAGCGUGUGCCCUUAAUAUAUAGAAGAUGAAGAAGAUGUUAAUAUUUUAUACAAUAGCAAAGGUACUACAGGAAAAAUAAUCAAUAAUGAGUAUUUGGAACAAAUAGUACUAGGAUUCAUACCCGGGUUUGGCAAAUAGUCAUUCCAAAAAACUUGGAUUCUGUACCCCGUGAAAAUAAUUACACGGUUGUUCCCUAUAAUUCAUGUAAGUGUAAUUCCAGCCACUUCAAUUAAACAUAACAAUAUUUUUAAUAUUGGCUAAUUUUGAUGUUUAUUCAACAGAUAGGCCUAUUCUCUACACCAGAAUCACAGUGUUCUUAAAAAAAUGGCAAAUCCUAAAGCGCCAGGUUCUGUAAUGAAUACCAUGUUGGUGUUCACAAUUAUGAUGGUGGUGCUGCCAAUAUUUUCAUACUUCUUUAGCAAAUCAGUAAUAUUUGAAGGUAAGUAAAUGUCUUUAUUAUUGAAUUUCUUUAUUAUAAUUGUAUCAACAAAAAAUGGUCCAAUUGAUAAUUUUUUAAUUAAAAUGUUAAAAAUAUUUAAGAGGUAAAUUUUAUCUGUCAAAUAUCUUUGAGCAAUAUGAUUAUUUUAAAAAUUGAGAAUUUAUAACUGAAGUUAAUGUUUCUAGCUGUAUCGGAUUUUUCUUAUAAGUUAUGUUAGUAUUUGGGCUUUGCAUGGAUUUCCAACACACACCCCCCCCCCGUUCCCUUUUUUUUUUCUUUCUUCUUUCUUUCCUUCUCAGACACUUUAAAGUGAUUUCAGUCUUAUCUUCACAUGGUUAGCCCAUAUCAUGAUUGGGUUUAUACUUUUAUAACUGAAGUUAAUGUUUCUAGCUGUAUCGGAUUUUUCUUAUAAGUUAUGUUAGUAUUUGGGCUUUGCAUGGAUUUCCAACACACACCCCCCCCCGUUCCCUUUUUUUUUUCUUUCUUCUUUCUUUCCUUCUCAGACACAUUAAAGUGAUUUCAGUCUUAGCAUCACAUGGUUAGCCCAUAUCAUGAUUGGGAUUAUACCAAAAUUAUCAAUAAAUUGAUCGUGGGCCCUUAAUAUAUAGAAGAAGAUGCCUUUUAGUGUUAGAACAGGUGGCAUGUUUUUUCAGUAUUGUAUCAGUAAGGGUAGCUUCAAAACAUUGUGGUACCAUUAUGCUAAUAUGUUAGAGCAUUGUUGAAAUACACUGACAUAAUCACACAUUUAUUAAAGUAGUGUGCUUUUUCCUUUCUGUAGGUGUGUUUGGAAUGAUCCACACAAGCAGCUACUUCUAUGCUGCAGUAGUUGCAAUAUCUGUAGUUCAUGUUAUCUUGGGCAUGUUCAUUUAUGUGGCUUGGAGUGACGAUUCUAGACCUGUUCCCCAAUUCAAAGCCGACUGAUCAUCUUUGAUUCCCUCCAAGUGCAGUGUGUAUGGUUUGGUGCUGAUGUGACUAGUGUGUGAAGUGCUGUUGAGUAGCAGUGACCAGGGUGUGAAGUGCUGCAGAGUAGCAGCUAUGUAUUAAUAACUACUUGUCCUAGUUGUAAUUUGUUAUAGUGGCAUUCAUUACUCAAAUUAUCUCUCUUUUCACUUUUUUUAAAUAUAUAUUUUUUUCUAUCGGGAAGUAUGAAAAGGUAUUUCAAAGUUUUAGUUUUAUCAACUUCAGGAAGAAGUGGAAGUAGAAUUUAAAAACAAAUGCAAAUGUUUUAAUUAAAAAAAAUUAUUAGCUUGUGUAUUUUGAUCCAAAUGGCAGUUCUAACGGGAGACUUAAUUAUUAAUGCUGGCUGACUAUUGAGUGACAUGUUUUUUUUGUUUUGUUUUUUUUUCUUGAAAAAUCCAUGACUGUGUAGUUUUCCUUGGUCAUCAGAAUUUGGUGACAGAUAAUAUUAAAUUGUUAAAAAGGUCCUGCCACUAGCUUAUUAAAAAUGAAUAGGGGACGAAAGCUUAUUCAUUAUUUGUGUAAAACAUUUUUGGUACAGAAAAUAAUUUUAAGUUCCUCUAAAUAUUUAAUGAAAAUACUAUAGUUAAGUUUCUCAUUCUGCUGAGCAUUUGACAUUCUUCUCUACUCUCUAGUUCUCAAUUACCUGUGAGGGAUUUUUAAAUCUGUUUUAAAGAAAAUAAUAUUUAUAGUCUUGAUUUGUCAGCUUGUUUAUCCAAUAUUUAUGAACUGUCAAAGUUUUUAGGACCACCUUAUUGCUGUUGUUUUCUUUUUAAAUUAAAGAAAUGCUGUCUAAAAAUUGUAGGUAAAGUUUGACCAACUUAUUACACUACUGUUUACUCUUUUAGAAUCAACGUUAAUAAUAAUGACCUUUCUCUUCUAGAAUCAACAUUAAUAUAGAUUACCUUGGAUAUGAAUUUAUCGCCAUUAUUAAAAAAUGAAAUCAGAAACAUUUUCCUAAAGUAACUUAAGUACAGUAGUGAUGUGCUGAAACUAAAUAAAAUUUUAUGUUCUAGAGGACUGUCACUGUUUUUGAUUCCAUUACUUUUGUGUCAUUUUAUGCAUUAAUGUUUUAACUAAUAUUUAUCUAACAAAAGUUGCCAUGUGUGUGUAUUGAUUGUAUAAGGAUAAUAUUAAUAUAUAUUUAUUUUUCAUUAGGUAAGCCGUAGUGCAUUUUAUACACCCUCACAAAAGUUAUGAAUGUCAAACAGACUUCAAAUUUAAAAAAAAAUAAGCAUUUGCUGUACUAAACAAUUAACUAUAUAAUAAUGUAUAUAUUGUUUGUUCUACACAUGGCCUUUUUUGUCAUAUUAUUGUAAUCAUUUUAUUUUUUCCUUUUUCUCAUUUUUUAAAGAAUGUGAAGUUGUUAUAACUUAUAAUAAAAGCCAAUUUAGCAUGAAUUACUCAUUCUUGUUGUACCGGUAAUUAUUUCUACACAUUUUUUGUUUUUUAACUGAAAAGUAUUUUUUAUUUAUCACUCCCCAAUUUAUAAGUAACAAUAAGACCACUUGUGGGAUGCUUCUAAAAUCAUCAAUUUUUUUCCCAAACUAUACAUUUCUUGAAGGAGUAUGUUUCUUUAAUGCCCUGUGCGAAACAUCAAUUUCUCAUUGUAACAGAAACUACUGAAUGUUUGAAAAAUGUUUGUAUAUUUCACUACCGGAAACAUACUGUUAUUGAUUUGAUAUUUUUAAUACUAUUGAUUAAACACAGUAAUUAUGAUAAUGGAAUUAAAUUGCGUUUUUUAAAAAUGGCAGUUGUUUUUAAUAAUAUAGAAAAACAACAUAACUAGUUAAGUAUCACACCUUGUGUGGACUCAAUGUAACUUCCUUGUUGUGGCCACUUGGGAACCUCAUUUUGUCCACCUUGUAACCUUAAUUUGUAUGCCCUUUUUGGCUUUGUAAUUUCCUUGUGUGGCGACAUUGUAACUUCCUUGUGUGGCCACUUGGGAACCUCAUUGUAUGUCCACUUUGUAACCUCUAAUUCUAUGCCCAUUUUGACUUUGUAAUUUCCUAGUGUGACCACUUUUUAACUUCCACGUGUGGCCACUUUGUAACUUCCACGUGUGGCUGCUUUUUAACUUUAUUUUGUGGUGACUUUCUAAAUUCCCUGUUUGCAACUAAUGUGGCCACUUUGUAACCCUAUGUAGACACAUAGUAAACUUGAGUGAUCAAUCUAUAAGCAUGUCAGUUAAAUCUACAGCUUAAUGGUACUGCUGUCAUAUAUCAAAGCAAGAGGCUUUUACCUGGUGUGUUGGGCCACAAAGAUGUGUCAUGGAAGUGUUAUUUCAGAUGAUUUAAGUAAUAACAAUUUUUGGUAGCAUAGGUAUUUUGUGGAUUGGAUCUAAAAAGCUAUGUUAAGAUGGUCCUGAUAAUAUAAUCCAUUUAAACAUAAUAUAUUCAUCAAUAAUUUCUGAGACAAUGCUUUUGACUCAAAAAGCAGUGUCUUGUACAUAAUUUAUAAGAAAAAUACUGGGAGGACUGGGUUCAGGUUGAAGUAACAAGAAAUAUACAAAGGGUGGAGGAAAACUUGAAAGAGGACAACACUUUUGGACAGCAAAGAAAGAGUGAGACAAACACUUGUUAGCAUGUUGUAAAGUUGUGUGGAGUGUUUUCUCUGAGUGUCUUAGCUGUUGAAAUUGUUUUGCCUUAAACAUUUGCUUUUUUUUGUUUUGUCCUUUGUCAGGUUUCCUCUACCCUUUGUAUAUUUCAAUAAAUUGCUGGUUGGCAUCCUGUAUAUCAAUUCAUCCUAUGUGCAUACUGAUGUUGGUGUUCAUGUAAAUUUUGUCAUUGCCUUUUAUGUACUUGAUUAGUUGUUGUUACCGAUGGCAUGGCUCCAUCAUUUGUGCUGGGUUCAUACUAAUUUAUUGAGCUCAUAUAUUGAGUAAUCCAGGGUAAAGGUCCAGAGGUUGGAGAUGUAAUUUACUAGCAUCAUAGGAACUGUAAUAAAAUCUGUCUCAACCAGAUUGCCUUCAGUAAAUUCUAAAACCAUCAGCACAAUGGUAUUGUGAUAGUGAAGUUAAAAUUUUAAAAAGUGUUAUUUGGAUAUUUAGUGAUAUGAUUUUGAAAAUUGUCAUUUGGACAUUUAUUGAUGUAAUAAUUAAAAAAAGCUUGUUAAGGACUAACAAUAACACUUUUUAAGUCAACAAUAACACUUUUUAAGUCUUUUUCCUGUUAUAAAAUUCAUAAUAGGUAUUAUAAUACUCACACAUGCCUUUUCAAAGAGGGAUUGGAAAUGUGUCAUUGUUUUCAUACGCAAUGUUUAGAAAAAUUAUUAUACUCUUUUUAAUAAAAUAAAUAACAAUAACAAUACACUUGCUUUUUUAAAUUUUAAGUUAUAUAUCUAGCAACGUUUUCAGAAUAGAAUAAUUGUUGAUGAAAUUAUUGAAAUUUAAACUUUUUGUUUAUUGCAAUUUUCAAGACAUGUUAGUAAUUUUGGAUGUUAAAAAUGGAACCUGCUGGCUGCAUGUAACCCUGUGUAUAAAAAAAUCAUGGGUGUCGUUUCUUGACUCACUUUGAGGACUACUGUUCCAUACAUUCCCUUAUAUGGUCUGAACUAAAUCCUCUGCUCUGGACUCAGACUAAAAUUUAUACCAAUAGAUUUUAACUAAUGAAUUAUUUUAAACAGCACAUUUUUGGCCUAGAAAAUUUUAGUUUGUUACUUUGAUAAAAGUAUUUUUUUAAGAGAAUGCCAUGUGAUUAGUUGAUGUAUGAAUGCUUCCAAAUGAUUUGGUACCGGUAUGUGAAGGGAGAGAAGUAUAAAUGCCUUUGAUGUAAUGUUAUUUUGUUGCAACUGCCAUCUAUUGUGUGAUGCAAAUCUUGAAUGUAAUUGUAAUUUGUAAUCAAGGAGAUUUUAUGUAUAAAUUAUUAACAGGAUUAAAAUGUUAUCUUUAAUUUCAU